This is a messenger RNA of Plasmodium cynomolgi strain B, 552 nucleotides long. RefSeq names its product PST-A protein. Bases 1 to 552 code for a protein of 183 amino acids. Gene Ontology annotation, cellular component: membrane. The record is from RefSeq and is a predicted model, not a curated record. Gene Ontology annotation, molecular function: lipase activity. The transcript is spliced from 2 exons. NCBI's taxonomy places the organism in Eukaryota, Apicomplexa, Aconoidasida, Haemosporida, Plasmodiidae.
AUGGGAGGAAAUAUUGCUUUAAGGACUUUACAAAUACUGGGAAAAUCGAAUGAUGAAAGAAAUAAGAGAUUAAAUAUUAAGGGGUGUAUAUCAUUGUCCGGGAUGAUUUCUAUUGAACUAAUGUUGUUUUCCUGUUUUUUCCCAAGAUAUCGGCUUAUAAAUAAUAUGCACUACAUAAGGUAUAAAUAUAUGAAUGAUGUGGCUCGUUUCGAUAAGAUUCGUUAUAAGAAAGGAAUAACAAGUAGAUUUGGAUAUGAACUAUUAAAAGCAAUGAAAAUUUUAGACAGAGAUAUGAUUUAUAUUCCUAAGGAUAUUCCCAUUUUGUUUAUCCAUUCGAAGGAUGAUACUUUAUGUUAUUAUAGAGGAGUUGUAUCAUUUUUUAACAGGCUAAAGAAUGAUAAUAAGGAGCUGCACAUUUUAGAAAACAUGGAACACAUGUUGACCAUUGAGCCUGGAAAUGAAAACGUUUUAAAAAAGAUUUUGACUUGGCUCACCAAUUUGCCGAACGCAAUAAGGGACACGAAAUGGAAUUUUGAGGAAAGGGGUUUAUAA